Otolemur garnettii (small-eared galago) is the source of this 2277-nucleotide messenger RNA. It is a transcript of the gene POLI, whose product is annotated as DNA polymerase iota. Gene Ontology annotation, molecular function: damaged DNA binding; DNA-directed DNA polymerase activity. The coding region runs from base 44 to 2257 and encodes 737 amino acids. NCBI's taxonomy places the organism in Eukaryota, Metazoa, Chordata, Mammalia, Primates, Galagidae. The transcript has 10 exons. Gene Ontology annotation, biological process: translesion synthesis. The record is from RefSeq and is a predicted model, not a curated record.
GGCGGAAGCGGCCGGAAGCUGCGCUGCGGUUGGCCGCGACAGGAUGGAGAAAGGGGUGGAGCCCGAGGAGGGAGGAAGCGGCGAAGAGGAAGAGAACGAGGCUUGGGUCAUGGAGCUGGAGGACCUGGGGGCGGCAGGUGGCUCGCAGGGAUUUCACGAUCAAGUGUUGCCAGCAGGAAGUUUUUCGUCUAGAGUCAUAGCACACCUGGAUCUGGAUUGCUUUUAUGCACAAGUAGAAAUGAUAUCAAAUCCAGAACUAAGAGACAAACCUUUAGGGGUUCAGCAGAAAUUUUCAGUGGUGACCUGCAACUAUGAAGCUAGGAAAUUUGGAGUCAAGAAGUGUAUGCCUGUCAGAGAGGCGAAAGAAAAGUGUCCGCAGCUGGUACUAGUUAAUGGAGAAGACUUAACCCGUUACAGAGAAAUGUCUUAUAAAGUUACAGAAUUGUUGAAAGAAUUUAGUCCAGUUGUUGAGAGACUUGGAUUUGAUGAAAAUUUUGUGGAUCUAACAGAAAUGGUUGAGAAGAGACUACAGCAGCUUCAGAGUGAUGAACUUUCUGCAGUGAGUGUAUCGGGCCAUGUGUAUAAUAACCAGUGUAUAAACCUGGAUGACAUCUUGCACGUCAGGCUACUUGUUGGAUCUCAGAUUGCAGCAGAGAUGCGGGAAGCCAUGUAUAAUCAGUUGGGGCUCACUGGCUGUGCUGGAGUAGCUUCUAAUAAACUAUUGGCAAAAUUAGUUUCUGGCAUCUUUAAACCAAAUCAGCAAACAGUAUUAUUACCUGAGAGUUGUCAAGAUCUUAUUCACAGUUUGAACCACAUAAAGGAAAUACCUGGUAUUGGCUAUAAAACUACCAAACGUCUUGAAGCCCUGGGCAUCAAUAGUGUGCAUGAUCUCCAAACCUGCUCCUCUAAAAUAUUAGUAAAAGAAUUAGGGAUGUCAGUUGCUCACCAUAUCCAGAAGCUCAGUUUUGGAGAGGAUAACUCUCCUGUGACACCCUCAGGACCACCUCAGUCCUUUAGUGAAGAAGAUUCAUUUAAAAAAUGUUCAUCAGAAGUUGAAGCCAAAAAAAAGAUUGAAGAACUACUUGCUAGUCUUUUGAACAGAGUAUGCCAAGAUGGAAGGAAACCCCACACAGUAAGAUUAACACUCCGUCGAUAUUCAUCUGAGAAGUACUGUAGUCGUGAGAGUCGUCAGUGCCCUAUUCCUUCCCAUGUAAUUCAGAAAUUAGGAAGAGGAAAUUCUGAUGUGAUGACCCCAAUGAUUGAUAUACUUAUGAAACUUUUUCGAAAUAUGGUGAAUGUGAAGAUGCCAUUUCACCUUACCCUUCUAAAUGUGUGCUUCUGCAACCUGAAAGCAUCAAAUGCUGCUAAGAAGGGGUCUAUUGAUUAUUAUUUAAUGCCAUCAUUAUCAACAACUUCACACCCUGACAAGCAUGGUUUUAAAAUGAAAGACACGCACAUGGAAGAUUUUUCCAAAGAUAAAGAAAUAAACCAUGAUUUUCUACAAAGUGGAAAAAUCGAAAGUACAAAGACUGAGGAGUCUCCAUUAGAUACUACAGAUUUUUCUAAAGGAAAAGAUAAUAAUGAAUCUGCACUGUGUUCACUUCCUGAGGGUGUUGACCAAGAAGUCUUCAAGCAGCUUCCAGUAGAUAUUCAAGAAGAAAUCCUAUCUGAAAAAUGUAGAGAAAAAUUUCAAGGGAAAGAAAAUUUGAGUUGUCCAUUACAUGCCUCUAGAGGAGUAUUGUCUUUCUUUUCUCCAAAACGAACACAAGAUAGUCCCAUAAAUCCUAGAAAUCCCUUAUUCAGUAGCAAACAGGCAUCCUCUGUAUCUUCUUGUGAACCUGGAACAUCAGGCUUAAAUAGCAGUAGUUCAUCUUAUCGCUCUAGCCAAAAGGAUUAUUCAUAUUAUUUAGAUAAUAGAUUAAAAGGUGAACGAAUGAGUCAAGGACCUAAAGAGCCUCAAAGAUUCCAACUUCCAAAUACAAACCCUGCUGUAUCUGUUUUCCAUUCACUUCCAAAUUUGCAGAGUGAGCAGCUUUUCUCCAAAAACCAAACUGCAGGUAAUUGUCAUAAGCAAACAAUGGCCUCUCAUCAUGAAGGACUUACAGAAAAUAGAGAGCAGGAUUCAUUUGAUGAGAAAAUCACUUUUCCUUCUGACAUCGAUCCUCAAGUUUUCUAUGAACUACCAGAGGACGUACAGAUGGAACUGUUGGCUGAAUGGAAGAGACGGGGACCAGAUUUCCCCAUUGUACAUAAAUAAGCAUGUUCAGAAGAAACGUC